UGUGUGUGUGUGUUCAGGGAACAUGGGAGGAGCUCCUGAUCCCGACCUCAACGCCUCCCUGUGGCUCCGCCCCUGCGUUAACGCCUCCUGUCAGCCUCCAGUCAGAGCGGCGUGUCCGUACAAAACGGUCCAGCUGGUCCUCAUCGUCAUGGUAACCGCCUCCCUCAGCGUGAUCACCGUCCUGGGCAACACGCUGGUGAUCCUGUCCAUCAAAGUCAACCGCCACCUGAGGACCGUCAACAACUACUUUGUGUUGAGCCUGGCGGUGGCCGACCUGAUCAUCGGCGUGCUCUCCAUGAACCUGUACACACUCUACCUGCUGCGGGGCCACUGGGCGCUGGGGGCCGCCGUCUGCGACCUGUGGCUCGUUGUGGACUACGUGGUGAGCAACGCCUCCGUCAUGAACCUGCUGAUCAUCAGUUUGGAUCGGUACUUCUGCAUGACCCGGCCGCUCAGCUACCCGGCACGGCGGACGGGCGGCAUGGCCGGUCUGAUGAUCUGCGCUGCCUGGCUGGUGUCCUUCAUCCUCUGGGCCCCCGCCAUCCUCUGCUGGCAGACGCUGGGGGGCGAACGUGUCGUCCCCGAUGGAGAGUGUUACACGCAGCUCCUCGCCAGCCCCGCUGUCACCCUGGGCACAACGCUUCCUUCUUUUUACCUGCCGGCGCUCGUCAUGGUCAUCCUGUACAGCCGUCUGUCCGCCGCCAGCCGCAGUCGACUGAGCGCGCUCCAGUCGGAGCAGGGUCCACCCAGGACGUCCAGUCCGUCCAUUAAAGACUUCCUGUUGAAACGACGGAGCUGGGUGACCAGCGACCUGUGCUCGGACGUGUCUCUGAACCAAUCAGAAUCCAGCACCCCAAAGCCCAGAAGGAACCGGAAGCUGUCCAGAAGUCCAGGUGACACCAAAGAGCCUCAGCAGUGUCAGACCGCCGCCCGCCACGCCACCAACAAAGACUUCAACAAGAUGGAAACCGACUCCUCGUCCAACGCUGACCUCCACAGGACGGCGGCGGCGGCGUUCUCCGCCUGCCCCAGCUUCAAGUCUCAGGAGAGACGGAGGCGUCGUGUGAUGGCAAGGGAGAGGAGGGUCACCAAGACCAUCCUGGCCAUCCUGCUGGCCUUCAUCCUCACCUGGACGCCGUACAACAUCAUGGCCGUGGUCGCCGCCUUCUGUCACGUGUGCAUCCCGAGCGACCUGUGGACGGCGGGCUACUGGCUCUGUUACAUCAACAGCGCCAUCAACCCGGGCUGCUACGCCCUCUGUAACGUCACCUUCAGGAAGACCUUCUGCAGCCUGCUGCGCUGCCGCGGCAGGCAAGGCCUAUAGAAAGGAGUCCGGGUCACGCGUCAUCAAGGCGUCAUAUCUUUGGGGGUAUAACACAUGCGCAGUAAAAUCUGGUCAGCACUUGCCGAAAUUGAGCCAAUCGCAACGCACGACCGCAGCUUCAGUUAGACUGCCCAUGUGUUUUAUCCCAUACCCCAAGACCCAGCCUCCUUUCCAUAAGCCUUGGUGGCAGGAAGCUGCGAUAACGCCGCCACGUGACGGGUCCAGUGGUCACCUGACAGGACAUGUGAGGAUUUAUUUCUGACACUUGAGUGGUUGAAUCCGCCGGUUCCACAAGUAUUUAGUCUUUAAAUACAUUUUUUACAGUUUUCUCUGAACGAUCUCGUCGAUGUUCCUCACAGCUGAUUGAUGUUCAUGAUCCUGAUCAAUAAAACUGAUUAAAUCCUGUAUUG
Messenger RNA from Sebastes umbrosus (honeycomb rockfish), 1734 nucleotides. Its product is annotated as muscarinic acetylcholine receptor M4-like. Lineage: Eukaryota; Metazoa; Chordata; Actinopteri; Perciformes; Sebastidae. The record is from RefSeq and is a predicted model, not a curated record. Bases 23 to 1324 code for a protein of 433 amino acids. Gene Ontology annotation, cellular component: plasma membrane. Gene Ontology annotation, biological process: adenylate cyclase-activating adrenergic receptor signaling pathway. The transcript has a single exon. Gene Ontology annotation, molecular function: G protein-coupled acetylcholine receptor activity.